AUGGAGCGUGCGGAGCGGUCGGUGCGGGUCUCCCCGGGCCGGGUGCGGUUCACGGACGUGCGGGUCGGCCAGGUGUACCGCGCCGCGCUCACUGUGCAGAACGUGGGCCGCAGCAGCAAGGCCAUUCGCUUCCAGGGGCCCCGCACCCAUCAGUUCAAGUUGAUUGUGACUGAUGGAGAUAAAGCAAUUGCUUCUGGACUUCAGAUUACAGCAACUGUGGAAUAUCGGCCUGAAAAUGAGGAAGACAUUUUUGACAGAUUAUUUGUUUUGGUAGAGAAAGAAGUGAUAGAAGUCCCCCUGAUAGGAUUGAUUCCUUGCUGCCAACUGGAAAUUGAGCCAAAAGUUAAUUUUGGCACACUGAUUGCAAAUAGCAAAGUGAUUUGUAAGGAGAUUCAUAUCAUGAACCAUGGAUCCGCUCCAGGUGCAUUUCAUGUAGAAUAUAAGGGAAAUCUACCCAUCUUUAUACAGCCGACUGGAGGAAUUGUGGGUCCUAAAUUGUCAGAGUUCAUUAAAGUGGAUAUCUGUACGGACCUUCCCCGAGUGGUUAAUGAAGUAGCAAAGGUGAGAUUGCAGGGUUGUGAAGACAGCUUUUUGAGGAUCGAAGCCAAUGUAGUCGAGCAAGUGAUCGAACUGUUAAACGUAUAUGAUGAUAAAAAGUUGGAAUGUGUAUCAUUUGGGUCUGUCUUCUUUGGAACUUCGAAGACCGAACAAGCCGUUCUAUACAAUAAAAGUCCAGAACCCAUGAUGUGGGUAGCGGUACUAGAAGAUGAUGCAAUUGGGGAAGAAUUGGGGAUAGAUCUUCAGAAAAAUACAGAUGCAGCUUUACAGGAUCUAUGCUUCCUAAACAGGACAAGAGAUGUAGAUGUUACUGCUUUAAUCUCCUGUUUUCCCAAUCAAGGAACUUUGUUACCGUAUCAAAAAACCGUGGUUACACUGUGCUUUAGUCCAAAACAUUUGAGCUGUGGUGUCAGGAGGAAUGAACCUUCGAGUCGGCAGGACUAUGUUCUGUUUUUGAGGUUUGAGGCAGUAGGAAGUAAGGAUGGAUUUUUGAAAUCUUCAAAUGGUGACAAGCUUUCCAACAAUUGUCAUAAAGUGGAAUUAGCACUGAUGGGUUCUGGACUUCCUGUUUUGUUAAAUUUCAUACCAGGAAGGAUCCUUAACUUUGUGCCUUGUUAUAUGGGUGAAUGCUCAGAGAUUUUCGGAGUGCUCAAAAAUGAAUCUGAUUCGCUCCCUGUGAUAUUCAAUUUCCACAAGAUAGCACAUUUUAAAACUAAUCCUGAGAAAGGAAAGAUAGAGAUAAGAAAUACACAGGAUGUGCAGUUUUCAUUUGUACCACAUCAAGUAGGAAUCUUUAAAGUGAAGCAAGUGGUAGAUAUUAUUGGAUCAGUGGCUACAGAGGAUAAUUCACCAUGUUUGAAGAUGAAACCCUUUCAUCAGAUACAUUUGUGUUUUACUGGUGUGUGCCGGCCUGUAACCCAGAAAAUUGAGCUGAAAAUCUACCCUGGUUUAGCACCAUUGACUUUCAAUACCACUGGACAGGCUUUUUUUGAUGAAAUGGAAAAAUACAAGAACUUAGCACCAGUAGCAAUUCUUCAGGCGGCCCAAACAAAAAUCCACAGUCACCAGAGAAGAAAAGAGUCCAAAAAUGUGUUGAUAGCCUUUCCUAACGACCGAUCCGGCAGCAUCAGGAGUGGUGAACGAUAUAAAACAUUCAGGACUAUUUUCACAAAUGUUGAUAGAUAUAAUUAUGUGGAUCCCAGUUUUGCAUAUACUCACAGUGAAGAAAUCAAAAGGAAAGCAAACCAGGACAUCUAUCUCAAGUAUAUUCAGAGUUUAAGAAGUCAGCGCCAGCAGAAAGAAAAAGCCAGGGAAUUUAUUCUUUUAAACAAUGCUAUUGACAUUGGCAUAAAACCAGCAGCAGGGCUGAAGCCUCCGUGGCUUUCAGUUACAGAAUUGCAUGAAGAGGAGUUAAAGCCCAAAACUUCUCCUUUAAAGGAAGAUCGCUUGCUAAGUACUCGAAAUCUCGCAGCGAAGGAAUCAUGGUCCUUGACGAGGGAGAUCAGUGAUGGACUUAAUGCUGAGCCGUUUUCUCCAGAAGAAAAAGAAGACUGUAGUUUAAUUCUGACCCCAAAACAACUUCAUCAGAUAAUUAUCGGACCCUCCAUCAUUGACUUCGGCGAGGUGUGCGUGCUCUCCACAUCCAUUCGACAACUGCACGUGGUCAAUAAUCUGUCGUUGCACAUUUGGGUACAAUUAGAAACGGAAGUCGAAGAGCUGCAGCAGACCAGCCGAUUGUCUCAUGUGAUGCCACCUAUGUCAAGUACUUUUAUUCCAGUAGUAUUUGAGACCAACAAACUGGGAAAAUUUCGCAAGUGUUUCACUUUUACAGUGAACAAGCUACACACUGGCCACGUCUUAGUCAUUGCAGAAGCCAUGUCCGUUGCUCUGGAGUUGUCUACCACGGAACUGAUUCUAAGACCGAUUCCAGGCUCUUUAGCAAACACAGAAUUUAGAGGAACAGUCCAGUUGUACAAUCGCCGAAACUAUUCCGCUGAAUUUAGCUGGAAGCCAGUUAAUACAGGCAAGGGGAUAGCAUUUUCCAUAAGGCCAGCUAAAGGCAUUGUGGAAGCCUAUGCAGACCUGGAGUGUGAAGUGGUAUGGCACCCAGGUUUCUCAUCUCCCGAAAGAGGAGAAUUUGACCUCUACGUUCAUCAAGGGAACACCAUUAAGUUACAUUGCUUUGCAAAGCUUGGUCACACCAGUGUUCAGUUUUUGGAGCAGAGAAUCCUCUUCAAUAAUACACCUCAAGGUUUAACAACCUGCAAGAAGGCCUUUCUUUUAAAUACAGGCCAUCAUCAUGCUUACUUCAAGGUUUGUGAGGUGAAUCCUUUGCCAAUGCUUACGAUUACUCCAUCAAAUGGUGUAAUCCCAGUGGGAGGUCGAAUUGCCCUGAAAAUUUAUUGCACAUCAAAAGUUGCAAUCAAGUUUGAUACAAGAGUCAAGGUAGCAGUGCGCCAUGGCAAAAUUCUAGAAUUUCGGAUUGGUGGAGCGAUUGAGAUUCCUAAUGUCGAUAUCAAUCUGGAACUAUUUAACUUCCAGGGUGUUUAUGUUGGUUCCACCCAAGUGGUACCAUUUGUUAUUCAGAAUGAAGGUUUAACACGUGCCAGAGUGGAAUUUGACCUGUCAAAGUACAAGGAUUUUGCAUUGGAUUUUAAAGACGAAGCAGUGGUUGAUUAUAACCCUUCAUUUCCUUACCUGUAUUCUGUGGAAUUACUGGAAAAGAUGUCUUUGAAAUGUGGAUUGUCAUUUUCUCCCAAAGAGGUGGCGGCGUACGAUUUUACUCUUCCAGUAAAAGUUAAUUUGAUCGAGACUUCAAUUUGUCAACCUCAUCAUUGUCCAAGUCCACAUCCUGUGAACUCUGAGAAACAAAUUGUAGUUCCUCGGUCCCAAAAGAUGGCCGUUACACCAUUUUGUACUGUUCAAGCCACUGUAUUGCAGCCACCACUGAGACUAUCCCAUUCAGAAUUUACAUUUGAACUUCCUUUGAAAAGCAUACAAUUGGGAAGCAUGGCUGAAACCCCCAUAUUUCAGACACUUACCCUGAAGAACACCUCAAAGCAAAAAGUGACCUGGAAUUUGGACAUUGAUCACAUGGGCAAAAGAAUAAAAGAUAGCAUCUUCAGAUUUAAUGUAAAUUCUGGUGCUCUGGAACCUGGCGAAGAGCACAGUAUCAUCAUCAGCUUCUGUCCUACAAACCCUGGGACAUAUGCUGCUGAAGUUCCCAUGCAUUUGAAUGAUAAUCCGGCCAACUAUCGAGUGUUACGCUUGGCUGGAGCUGUGAAAUCACCCAGGUUAACCUUUGACCCUCCAUUUGUUAUCCUGACUCCCGUUCCUCUGGGUGUGACGACAGGCACGGAUAUCUACAUUACUCCACUGAACUAUUACAGAUGUUCAAAACUGCAAGUGCACAUCCCAGAAGUUGAUCUGGAAAAUGGUGACAAGAUAAAGCCCCUUUCUGUAAAUUUCCCAAAUGAUCAAGUGAUCAAAGCUUCACUCUUUGGAACAAGUGCAGAACUCCUCUGUCACAUCAGUUUUGAGUCAGCUCAGCCAGUGUCAUUUCUAGUGACUGUAGAUUUCAUCGAUGAAGACAACAACAGGUUUUCACUUCAGGUUGCCGCAGCAGCGGAGAAUUGCAUUCUUACUGUUUAUCCGUACAUGGCACUUCACUGUUUAGAUCAUAAAGUUAUCCUGAGAAGCGAUCAGAAUGGAACAUCUUUCAAUCUAGAAGAGGCUGCUUUGCAUCAGUUUUACACUCCAAGUACUGUCUCCACUAGUACUGCUUCUAGUUCUCAAUAUGAUCUUACAAGCUCUGUCUACGAAGAGUCCAUUGCAGGUGCUGAGAGUACAACAUGCACAUACGUUCAGAUGAGCGACAGAGUUGUGGAAAGCAGAAGGCUCAGUAAGGAAGAUGGUCGAGAUCCAGGAAUGGAUAGAACAGAGAAACAAAGACAGUUUUAUUUUCCUCACGAGGACACAGAGGAAUAUAUUUACUUUCAAAAAGUUGUCAAUGCAGUGCAAACCUGGUUUAGCCUUUUUGGCUGGCCUAAGGGACCUAACCCUAUUUCUAUUCCACAGUCUCUGAGAAGCGAUGUGUAUAAACUCCAGUUCGCUUCAUCAGACAAAAAGGGUCACAAGCAGGACAACUUCGCCAAAUACAAUAAAACUAUUUAUGACAUGCUGCUCUAUUUGAGUGGUCAGAUGCUUCCUGGAAUUUCAGCAAGUCAGUCGAUACCCUAUGAUGAUUCCGAACGAGUGAGACAACUCCAUUCGCAGCACCGGACCCUCCUCACCUUUCUCAAAGUCCAAGGAGCAUUUCUCCCUUACGUUCUACCUGAAUUUCUGCUUGAACCACAGGAUUACAAGAAGUGGGCUGGACUGAGAGGCAACAGAACUACAGGAUCGGAGAAAAGUGCUCAUAUAACUGAGCAGAAAUAUUAUUUUGUGGUAGAUGACAGGGAAUUUGAGACCCUGAGCAGACAUGUUUGGACAGAUGUGUUACUUCAGACAUAUAAGGUGCUAAUACUUUGCCGUGUAUCCCCAUCCAAUUGCAGUAAUAAGUCUAGUGCAGAUGAUGUAACAAGCAUGCUGGGGAUUAAUCCAGAUACAUUAUCUAGUAACAUAUAUUCUCCACCUGAAAAGUUCCUACUUACUUGGAUGAAUACACAAUAUGAGAAUACCAGAAAAAUUAUAUGGAAAGACUGCCAAAAAGGUGACGUGCCCCCAAAGAGAUGGAUAAUCAAUUUUGAUAAAGAUCUUUCGGAUGGUCUAGUUCUGGCUGCACAGAUGGCAGCAUAUUGCCCGUUCUUGAUCCCUACGCAUUUUGUGAAGAUGUAUACAAAUCCAAGCAAUCCUGAACAGUGUCUGCACAAUUGCUUGAUUGUUAUUCAAGCUUUUCAUGCCAUCAGCCUUCAUAUGGAUGUACAGGCAACUGACAUCUGUGAUCCAAAUCCUAUCAUGAUGCUUAUGCUCUGCGUUUAUAUGUAUGAACGACUGCCUCAUUAUUUGCCCAAGAAGACCGUUGAGUUCUCUGGCCCACUCCAUGCCAGCAUUUUUAGGCAGGUACGAUUGAAAAACCCAAGCACAAAAAGUUUGGUAUAUAAUGCUGCAAUUGUAGGAAUCGAUUCUGCGGAUUUCUCAUUGCCUAAAGGGAAUACAGUCAUGAUAGCCCCAAAAAGCCAGGUAAUUAUCAAUCUGAAAUUCACCAGUCGCUUCAUACGACCAACAGAAGGUACUCUACUAUUGGUUCCUAAAACAAGUAGUGGAAUGGUGGGAACUACAGUAACUUUUUCCCUGAAGACUGAAGUCCUCAGUAUUGAACCUCUUGAGAUAGUGAAGUGCAAAUCUCCAUGUUAUGAACUGAAAGAAAUUAAUGUGGACGUUAAAAAUCCUUUCAAAACUGGUGGAGAAUUCCGAGUCCUUUUGGUGGAAUCUUCAACCUUUUUAUCUAAGCCGUCCCAUUUAACUGAAGUCAGUCAAUUGACUCAAGACCCUCAAAUCAGUUAUGAAACCAUUAUAAAUACUAGUAGACAUGAAUAUGGGUCUCAUACCCAAGAAACCUUCCCCCAAACAUCAAAUCAAUCUGGUUUUCUAAAAGAGUUCUUCUGCCCAGUGAAAUCACUAUUCCUGGAAGCCGAAAGUUCUUCAGUGCUAGAUAUUUACUUUCUUCCUUUUGAUCUACAAAAGCGCUAUUGUGGCAUCAUUCUGAGCAACAACGAGAUUGGAGAAUUUUUAUGCAUGGUUGAUGGAACGAGCACCAUUCCCCUGUCUUCACACUUACUUACCAUGGACAGCCCAAAUGUCCUGCAAAUCAUCAAUAGUGCUGCAGAGAGCAACAAAAGAGCCCAAGUUCUAUAUUUGAAGUGUGGGCUCCACGAAACUCUGGAAGAAAACCUCAAGAUCCCACUGGUUAACGAAGCCAGGGAAAGGGCUCUGGCCAUUGCAGCACAGCAGCAAAUGUCUGCUCUUGAAUAUGAACGGAGAAAGGUCACAGGGACCCUAGAGAGCAGCAGUGUCCGAGUUGCCAUCGCAGUAUUAGGGCUGACCAGAGUUGAGGCACAGACACUUCAUAUGCCCUCAAAAUAUCCAAAGAAAGUUAGACCUGUUUCUUACACUGUUGAAGUGAGCAUGCCAGAACAUUUUCAAGUCCCUAGCAAACUUUCCAUUCCUCAAUUUCCUAAAAGCAGACCUAAUUCCAAAGCUACUCAACAGGAACGAUAUCAAGUCAUUAAAAGCUCAGAAUCAGGUGGUGCAAUUGUACUUCCUAUCAAGUUCGUUCCAUUACAUGCUGGCCGCUAUCCCUGCCAGAUUUUACUGCAAUCGACCCACGAUAUCCGAGUCUAUGCCAUAGAGUGUAUAGUGAACACAGAUACUGCAGAUACUGACCUGGAGUUUGUAACGUCGGCAUGUGAGGCACUGAUUCAGGAUAUUCCAGUAAACAAUAGAACAAAUCAAGACUGGAAAUGUCAAGCUAUUUUAGAAGGAAAAUGGUUUUAUGGACCACCAAUGAUAUAUGUCGGACCAGGUGAAACCACACAGUACCCUCUGAUGUUCAAACCUAUUUUUGAAUGUGAGACAGAGGGCAAGCUGACCCUCCAAAAUGAAACAGAUGGGACGGAACACAUCUUUGGCCUGAAGGGGACUGGGAAGAAACCUCUGGCCUUAGACCAUGUUGUGAUCGACUGUCAAGUGAGACAGAUGACCCACAAAGUCCUCAUGGUGCCCAAUUAUACCAAGAGCAAGCUGACAUACCAGGUCACUACAGAUCUUCCAAUGGUGGGGGGCUCUCCAACAAUUAUUUUAGAGCCUGGAGAAAUUAUUCCUUACACUCUGCAUAUAUAUCCAUGGAAGAGAGGAGUAACUAAAGGUGCCAUUUCAUUUGUUGUUGAAGACAGAAAACAACAGCAGUCACCAUAUAACAGCUCACCGGAGGAGACAGAUGGUGAACAGGAGCUUCAGAAUUUGUCAGCAGAGACGUUACAAACUGUUGAUUCAGCAAACAAUGAAAAGGAAGCGAAUGUUUCACAUUUCCAAGUCUGGUUUUCACUGGAGAUUAACAGUGCAGCUUCACCACCAGAAAAAACACUUGAAGUAAAAUGUGCCGCUCUGGAUACCAUCGGCAUUGAAAUUCCCAUCACUAAUCCAACAGAUGAAGUUCUUCAUUUUCAUGUGCUAUUAAUGGACAUUGCCCUCAAUGGAGCCACCAAAUUAAUUAUAAAGCCAAAAGAAACAGUUGCCUAUGUAGCAGAAUAUUCCCCAGCUAUGGCAGGCUGUUCAGAUGGAAGUAUCAUUUUCCAGUCUGAUGUAGUUGGAGAAUUCUGGUAUGCACUGAAACUGACCGCAAAGAAGCCAACCCCAAUGAAAAUGCAAGAGUUACAAUGUGAUCUUGGAAAGUGGGUUGUUCAGAUGAUUCCCUUGGUUAAUCGUACACAUGAAACCCUAGAAUUGGAAUUUGUCAAUAGUAAUCCUGGGAACUUUUUAGUAGAAAUCGAUCAGAAGCUGAUUGUGCCUCCUCGUUCUACAACAGAAGUCCCUGUUCGUUUUUGCCCUUCAGCUCUGGGCAGAGCUAAUCACCAAACUUCAGUCAUCUUCAAAUGUCCGCAAUUUAAAGAAUGGAUAUUUUACCUGUCUGGAGUCGGCCUAAUUCCCCAGCCCAUGGAACCAGCAAGCAUAAGCUCAUGCAUUGGUCGACAUUCUUCUGUCAUCAUUUCGUUCAGAAAUCCCACCCUAGAAAAUGUUCUCGUCGACGUGCUGUUGACAGACCAAGAACAGAUUAUGCAUCAUCUCAAUGCUGCCGCCCUGCGUCGCUCUAUCUCCAAGGAAUCUGUCUUCUGUCUUCCUCUCAAGCAGAUGCAAGGAAUCCCAUUAUCUCCUAGAGGGAAGUUGGAUAUCCCAGUCCUCUUUAAACCUGACAUUAUGAAAUUAUACGAAGCGCUAGUGGUCGUCCAUAUGGUGAAGGCCAAUGGUGAAAACUGGCCUUAUAGCAAUCUUGCUGAAUUGAACACAGAAAUGAAGAGCAUCACGAGAGCCAGGAAUGGAGAAAUCCGUGGAAUACGUUGGAUCUACCCUAUUCAUGGAAUCCCUGAAGCUCCGCCCUCAAAAUCAUCCCCAACCAUCAUAUCUUGCAAGGCCAGAAGGCGUGUGGAGGAAAGAAUGGAGGUGCUGCUUACGGGUGUCGUUCCAGGAGGGAGAGCUAAGCAAGAGCCAAGAGAUUUUGUUGUGCACCCCAAAACUCUCUCACCCAAACUUGACAUCCAAACCCGACUGCAGAUUGCUGAGGGUUAUACACCAGUUGAUGAAUUUCUGUAUGAAAUUAAAUUUGAAUCUGAAAUCACUAAAUCAAGCUUGGAAUCUUGUGUAGCUUUAUAUUUGAUCAAAAAAGAUCGCAAUGUGAAUUCUGGAAUUAUCACCCUGAUCUUCAAUAUUGUGUUUGCCCCUCAAAAGCCAAUGAGAAUUCCAGCAGUUUUGGAGGUGCAAUGUCGUACGGGAGGUGUCUGGAAUUUCCCACUAACUUUAGUUGCUACUGCGCCUGAAGUAGAUGACAUCAUCAAUAUAGAAGCCGUUGGUUUGUUCAAGGAAGCCAUGGUUGGCUUUAGGCUGACAAGCCAGACACGGUGUCCAGAGCCGUUCAGUGCCUUCUUUCUACCUGGCAGCGACCCAGAGUUUUCAGUUGUGCCCCGAGAUGGAGAGCUUCUUCCUCUGGACACAGCUGGCACAUUGAUCAGAGUUGGGUUCAGCCCCAGAAUGUACGGCAAGAAGCACAAGGCAACAUUAGUCAUCCACACGGCAACGACCCAAUGGAUGUAUGAAAUCAAUGGACUGCCUCCACACAGCGAGCCUCCUGGCAAUGUAAAAGCUAGGGUCGUCUCCACCAACAGCAGCGGCAGACCCUCAGCUGGACGCCAACGCAACUUUCUCCGUGAAAACGUCAAUUUGAUAACCACCGGCGUAUCCUCACCCAUCAAAGGUGCCCCUUUGGUCCUGAGAACCAAAUAAGGAUCAGUUCCAACACGUCUCCUCUGUUCCUUUUCACUAAAAAAAAUGGAUAUUCAUGAA
This is a messenger RNA of Tachyglossus aculeatus (Australian echidna), 9612 nucleotides long. RefSeq names its product cilia and flagella associated protein 47 (gene CFAP47). Bases 1 to 9552 code for a protein of 3183 amino acids. Gene Ontology annotation, molecular function: protein binding. NCBI's taxonomy places the organism in Eukaryota, Metazoa, Chordata, Mammalia, Monotremata, Tachyglossidae. The transcript is spliced from 64 exons. The record is from RefSeq and is a predicted model, not a curated record.